Molecule: messenger RNA, 15235 nt
Organism: Chroicocephalus ridibundus (black-headed gull)
Lineage: Eukaryota; Metazoa; Chordata; Aves; Charadriiformes; Laridae
Gene: NSD1
Product: nuclear receptor binding SET domain protein 1
Exons: 23
Coding region: 202-8757 (2851 amino acids)
Cellular component (GO): nucleus
Molecular function (GO): histone methyltransferase activity; protein binding
Source: RefSeq, a predicted model, not a curated record
GCGCGCGCGCAGGCGCGGGGCGCGCGCCGGCGGGAUGGCGGCGUCGGGCGCGCGCAUGCGGGGGAGGGAGGAGGGAGGCGGCGGAGGAGCAGCGCUGGCGGGGCCUGGCCGGGCCGGGUCGGCGCGUCUCCUUCUCGGUCCGCACCGGGGGCAGGCGGCGAGCCGGCCGCGGCGGCCGCAGGUGGAUGCCCGCCGCCCGGCAUGGAGCAGGCCUGCGAAGUGAGCCGGCGCAGCUGCCUCGUCCCCUUCGGCACCUCGCUGGCGGCCGCCGAGGCCAAGGGCGUCCCCUUCGGCGAGGGCCGCGGCCCCGAGCCGCCCGCCAUGCAGCUGGCCGCCGCCAAGCCUGUCUACGGCCAGGACCCCUCGUCCUGCUACAUCCCGCUGCGCCGGCUGCAGGACCUGGCCUCCAUGAUCAACGCCGAGUACCUCGGCGGCGCUGCCGACGGCGCUGAGGCCCUGCCCGACCCCGGCUCGCCGCCCCCCCGCCUCCCCGCCGCGCAGGACCCGGCGGCCGGCGCCGACGGAGCCGGCCCGGCGGCCGACGCGCCCCGUGGGGCCCUGGCCUUUCCCCUGCUCCUGCGGGACGGCGGAGAGGAGGCGGCGGAGGAGGAGGAGGAGGACGAGGAGGAGGAGGAGGAGGGCGCCGAGACGCCGGAGGAGGAGGAGGAGGACGAGGAGGAGGAGGAGGCGGCGGCCGAGGCCGGUUCGCGGAGCCGCGGCCGCCCCGGGCCGCAGCAGGGCCCCGCCAGCCCGCCGCCGCCCCGCUUGCAGCCGGCCGAGCCGGUGCCGACGACGGUGCGGGACGGCGAUCCCGGGGAGAAGCCGGAGCCUUCCGCCACCGCCGCGGCGGCGGCCCUGCAGCUCAUCCGAGCCAAGAAGAAACCUACUCCAGUGAAGUAUGAAGUUGGGGAUCUUGUUUGGGCCAAGUUCAACAGACGCCCAUGGUGGCCAUGCACAAUUUGUCAUGACCCAGUGCUGGACUGUCACUCAAAAAUGAAAGUUUCCAAUCGGAGACCGUACCGAGAGUACUAUGUGGAUGCCUUAGGAGAACCUUCAGAGAAAACCUGGGUUGCUGGGAAAGCUAUUGUCCUCUUUGAAGGAAGACAUCAGUUUGAAGAGCUGCCUGUUCUUCGGAGAAGAGGAAAGCAAAAGGAAAAAGGCUACAAACAUAAGGUUCCUCAGAGAUUUAUGGCUAAAUGGGAAGUCAGUGUUGGACAGGCAGAAGACAUUCUUCUCGGGGGGCCAGAGGAUCAAAAGUGCAGCCAGAACUCCAGUGAGCUGGACAGCGAGAAGGAAGUACAGUCGGAAUACUAUGCCAAUGGCCCUGGAGCAGAAAGGGACAGGCAGCUGAACGGCUGCUUUAAAUCCUUGGCGUUUGACUCCAGACACCCGGCCAGUGAAAAAGGAAAAUUGCACAUUAAGCCACAUAUGAAAAAAAGCUCUGACAGCAGAAAAAGGACUAGAGUAAAAAAGAGUGGCGCAAGAGGGGAAGCAUCUAGGGGAGAACUCAAAGAAAAAACGCCAGAGAGCAUAGUUAGAAACAUGAUUGUUGGGGACCUACCAGAUAAACACGCAUCUCAUGAACUUCGCCGGAUUGCCAGCAGCCUAACAGCAUCCAGUAGCACCAGGGAAAACCAUUUGCUUUCCUCCUUUGGAGAAAGACGUUUUGAAAAGACACCUUUGAAACCAGACUAUGAGAAUUGUAAAAGUGAUGCUCUGAAGAACACUCUCCAAGGGGAUUUGUUUUCCAGCGCAUCUUUAGAGAGAGAGAAGAGCUCCCUGGGCAUUUUGUGCAGUUCCAAAUUACAAAUACACUAUUCUGCAUCCGAUGCUGGUAUUGAGAAAAAGCAAACUGAAUCAGAUUCAUCCUCUUCCCUCUCAGACGGUGGGAACAGCGAUGUAGAUACCAUGGACCAAAGUUCAGAGAGAGCCUCUAGUGCUCUUGAAGUUAGUGAUUCUUCAGAUAAAGUGGAGAAGGAAUUUCCUAUGACGUCAAGUGGAAACAUUAAGCUUUCCAUGUAUCUUUCUCAGAAGAGCAACAGAAGGGCCAGGAAGAAGUCAUACAGAGAUCGCAAACCUCUGGGAGGUUCAGUAACCAGCAGACUUGAUGCUGAAUUUGCAGAUGGGGAGCUUGAAGUAGGCUUCUCUGAUGCUGAGAUGUCAUUGACAGCUCUUGAGUGUUCUUCAGAUGUGAGAAAUGACAAUCUUUCCUUAGCAAACAAGCACACUACUCCCCAAAGUGUUUCCAAGGACAGCUCCUGGCCUGCUGUUGCAAAUCAAGCGAUCUUAAAACCGAAAAGCAUGAAACUGCCCCGAACCAGGAGUAUCAAAUGCAAACAUAAAGAAAAAGUUGCUGGGUUGGAGCCUUCCCUUGCAGAAGAGGAGGGUGGUGUGAAUCGCUGCUCUUCUGAUACCAAAGGUUUCUCUGGCCUUCAGAGAGAUUCUCUUCAGAGAAGCGGAAAAGUUGACGGUCAGAAACUGUUAAACAACAUGCAUGAGAAAACCAGGGAUUCUGCCGAAAUAGAAACGGCUGUGGUGAAACACGUCUUGUCAGAGCUGAAGGAACUGUCUUACCGGUCCAUGAAUGAUGAUGCUACUGACUCUACCGCUCCAAAGGCCACAGUACCUUUACUCUUCUCUUCUGCCUCUGGUCACGGUCGUUUGCCUAUUGAGCCAGAUUACAAAUUCAGCACCUUGUUAAUGAUGUUGAAGGAUAUGCAUGACAGUAAGACAAAAGAGCAGCAACUGAUGACUGGUCAAAAUAUAGUCCCGUUUCGAAAUACCAGCACAGCUGAUGGUUCUGGAAGCAAUUCUGCGAGUGAUCUGAAGUCCUUGUCUAUUGUAGGUCCCCCAUAUAAACUAGAAAAAAAUGGAGAUUGUGUCCAGGAAACAGUAAAUCCAAACUCCGCUAUAAGCAACUCCUCAUUUUCACGCAAUCCUCCAACCAAGUUGAUGGGGAUUGGUACUAGUAAAAGGGAGCCUGCGAGUACUGCUGUUUCUGGGACAAACGGCACAAAUUGCGUGCCCAAACGCAACUGUUCAAAAUCUAAGCAGUCAUCAAAGCUUGGAGAUAAAACAGUUUCAAACAGAAAGGACUUAAAACCAGGAGGGCCAAGUAAGUUGCUAAGUCGGUUAUCCAGAGAUUCAGGAGAACGUGCAUUCCGUGUUCACGGUUUGGUUACCAGUCCUCUAGGUAAUGAAGCAGAAGAUACUGAGAGGAAAGAGUCUGUUGAUUUAACAGAACAUUCAACUGAUGAAGACUCUGCCUGUUUAUCUGAUGACAAUUUAGAUCGUAUUGGAAGGAGACCUGAAGCUGGUAGAAAUAUUGAGAGCUGCACUUCUGCUGAAAAUGGGGAGAGUCCAGACUUGGAUUCAGAGGCAAAUAGUGAGAGCUCUCUUGGUGAUGAGUCUAAUGAUAUAAAUCACGUAGCACCCAAAAAGCGGUGGCAGCGUUUUAACCAAAGCAGUGCUAGAUCUAAUAAGCACAUCAGUAGAUCUAGGGAUCAAGGAAACUUGGAGAGUGCCUUUGGCCUGAAUUCUCGUGGCUUUUCACUGAAGGGAAAUGAGUGCUUGGGACGUAGGCAUUCCCCUCAUUCAAAGGUGCUUGAGGGAGACCUGACAGAUCAGGACUGUGAGAAUCACUUAGACUUAGUUGAGAAGCGUUUGAAUGUGUGUGGUAAGCCAAACAACAGUGUGAUGGACUCAGAAACAGAGCUUGGCAACUUUGCUCCCCAGUCUGAAUUCUCUGCACAAGUACAUUCAGAGAGGAAACGCCUUAGAAAGCCAAGUAAACGGCUUCUGGAAUAUGCAGAAGAAUAUGAUCACUUAUUUGCACCCAAGAAAAAAUCAAAGAAAGGCCAGGAGCAAUUGCAAAAGGUGAAUUCUGUGGUGAGGUCUGAAUUUGAAGGAGGUCUUCCUGCACAAUGCAGUCCUGAGAGAGACACCCAGCGGGGACAGAGUUCUUUGGUUUCAACUCCAUCUUCAGCCAAAGAGUCCCCUCCCGUCCUUGAAGCAGAGUGCUCCUUUUCAGAACUAGGAUCCCGUCCCACUGAUCAACUUCUAGAAGGACCAUCAGAUUUUCCAGAGCUGGUGCUGUCUUCCUCGGAUGUUUCUGAAGUUUCUGCUUCUCCAGAUGCAGAUGAGAGAUUCCUGAAAUCGGGAAACUUCGAAAGCAAGCGUCAAAGGAAGCCCACUAAAAAGCUCUUGGAAUCCAAUGAUUUGGACACUGCCUUUAUGCCAAAGAAGGAGGAGUGGACUCCCCCAAAGAAGGGCACUGGCCCUUCGGAGAGUGACAGCUCUGAGCUCUACUCACCAGCCCACUUCUCGGACCUGGGAGAAGCUUCUGAAAAGCUCUCGGAGAAGCAGCGGAAGCGGAAGAGACAGCGCCAUCCCUCUGCCGCAGUUCAUUCCAAGAAGGAGAGAAAUGAGGAGGGGCUGGGGGAGACUCCACACUCUGAGGGGGAGACAUCAGUUCAUGGGACUGCUGCAAGCCCCAAAGAGGGUAAUGAAGAGGGGUCGGAGAACGACCAUGGAGUGCCUUCAUCCAAAAAGAUGCAGGGGGAGCGCGGAGGAGGAGCAGCUCUCAAGGAGAACGUGUGUCAGAUCUGCGAGAAGCCAGGGGAGUUGUUGCUGUGUGAGGCGCAGUGCUGUGGUGCUUUCCACCUGCAGUGCCUUGGGCUCUCCGAGAUGCCAAAGGGCAAAUUCAUCUGCAAUGAGUGUUCCACAGGGGUCCAUACCUGCUUUGUGUGCAAGAGCUGCGGGGAAGAUGUAAAACGGUGCUUGCUGCCCCUCUGUGGGAAGUAUUACCAUGAAGCGUGCAUACAAAAGUAUCCGCCCACAGUCAUGCAGAACAAGGGCUUCCGCUGCUCCUUGCACAUAUGCAUGACUUGUCAUGCUGCUAACCCGGCGAACAUCUCUGCAUCUAAAGGUCGCCUGAUGCGCUGUGUGCGGUGUCCAGUUGCCUACCACUCCAAUGACUUCUGCCUCGCCGCUGGGUCCGUGGUCCUCGCCUCCAACAGCAUCAUCUGCCCCAAUCACUUCACUGCACGGAGGGGCUGCCGCAACCACGAGCACGUCAACGUCAGCUGGUGCUUUGUCUGCUCGGAAGGGGGCAGCCUCUUAUGCUGUGAGUCGUGCCCGGCUGCGUUUCACCGUGAGUGUCUAAACAUUGAGAUGCCGGAGGGAAGCUGGUAUUGUAAUGAUUGCAAGGCAGGCAAAAAGCCACACUACAAGGAAGUAGUCUGGGUGAAAGUUGGGCGUUACAGGUGGUGGCCAGCUGAGAUUUGCCAUCCUAGGACAAUCCCUGUCAACAUCCAGAAAAUGAAACAUGACAUCGGUGAGUUCCCUGUGCUGUUCUUCGGUUCCAAGGAUUACCUGUGGACCCACCAGGCCCGUGUGUUCCCCUACAUGGAAGGUGAUGUCAGCAGCAAAGACAAGAUGGGGAAGGGCGUGGAUGGCAUAUACAAGAAAGCUCUUCAGGAAGCUGCAGUAAGAUUUGAAGAGUUGAAGGCACAGAAAGAACUGAGACAGCUUCAGGAAGACAAAAAGAACGACAAGAAACCUCCUCCCUACAAACACAUCAAGGUGAACCGACCGGUGGGUAAGGUGCAGAUCUUCACUGCAGACCUGUCUGAGAUACCGCGUUGCAACUGCAAACCCACAGAUGAAAACCCAUGCGGCUUAGACUCCGAAUGCAUCAAUCGCAUGUUGCUCUAUGAAUGCCACCCCAUGGUCUGCCCUGCUGGGGAGCGCUGCCAGAACCAGUGCUUCUCUAAGCGGCAGUAUCCCGAGGUACAAAUUUUCCGCACACUGGCACGAGGCUGGGGCUUGCAAGCCAAAACAGACAUCAGAAAGGGUGAAUUUGUUAAUGAGUAUGUUGGGGAGCUAAUUGAUGAAGAGGAGUGCCGAGCCCGAAUCCGCUAUGCUCAGGAGCAUGACAUCACCAAUUUCUACAUGUUGACACUGGAUAAGGAUCGAAUCAUUGAUGCUGGGCCAAAGGGCAAUUACGCUCGAUUCAUGAACCAUUGCUGCCAGCCAAACUGUGAGACUCAGAAAUGGUGUGUGAAUGGUGAUACUCGGGUUGGGCUCUUCGCAAUUGUAAAUAUCAAAGCCGGGACUGAGCUGACUUUCAACUACAAUCUGGAGUGUUUGGGAAAUGGAAAGACCGUUUGUAAAUGUGGUGCCCCAAAUUGCAGUGGCUUCCUAGGAGUUCGGCCAAAGAGCCAACCCACCCUCACCGAGGAAAAGUCCAAGAAGCUAAAGAGACGGCCGCAGAUGAAGCGCAGGUCGCAGGCGGAGGUGAUGAAGGAGCGAGAGGAUGAGUGUUUCAGCUGUGGGGAUGGAGGGCAGCUAGUUUCGUGUAAGAAGCCAGGCUGCCCCAAGGUGUAUCACGCGGACUGCCUCAACCUGACCAAGAGACCUGCAGGAAAGUGGGAGUGCCCGUGGCAUCAGUGUGAUAUGUGCGGUAAGGAAGCAGCUUCCUUCUGCGAGAUGUGUCCCAGGUCUUUCUGCAAGCAGCACCGGGAAGGCAUGCUCUUCAUCUCCAAGCUGGAUGGACGUUUAUGCUGCACGGAGCACGAUCCCUGCGGGCCUAACCCUCUAGAGCCGGGAGAAAUUCGUGAGUAUGUGCCUCCCAUAGAAGCCCUGGCUAAUGGCGAGGACACCCAGCCAGCGGAGCAGCCACCUGCGGACACAGACCUGAGCGUUCAGCCUCUGGACAGCCUACCUCAGUCUGUGGCCCUCAGACUGCAGUCACCAGAAAAGCCCCCCGCCACCCUAGCGCUGAGGCUGCCGCCAUCAGACAAGCCCCCCACCACCCUAGCCCUGAGGUUGCAGCCAUCAAACAAGCCCCCCACCACCCUGGCCCUUAGGCUGCCUCCACCAGACAAACCGCCCGCCACCCUGGCGCUGAGACUGCCACCGUCAAAUAAACCCCCCACCACCUUGUCACUGAGGCUGAAGCCAUCCAACAAACCCCCCACCACCCUCUCGCUCCGGCUGCAGCCUUCGGACAAACCUCCCACCACCCUGUCGCUCUGCCUGCAGCCGUCGGACAGGCCCCAGGCUGCCCUGUCCCUCAGGCUGCAGUCAGAGAAGCAGCCCAUCAUCGUAGCGCUGAGGCCUCAGCAGUCCGACAAACCUCCCACCAACGCGGUGCUGUGGCCACUGGAUGAGUCCUCCAGUGACGCCUCGCAGCCUCAUCUGCCGAGCAAAUCUCCUCCGGGAACUCCACCGUCGUCGGACGAGUCGCUUGUUACUGCUGGUGCCCUGCAGCUCCAGCUGUCGGAUGAGCCUCCUGCCACCCCUGGGGUUUUGGGGUUAUCGGACAAGUCUCUCAUUGACACCAGGACCCAGCAGCCUGAGCUGCUGGAUGAGUUCCCAGCGAAAUGCCUGCAUCCUCAGCUGUCGGACAGAGUCCUCGCCACGGCGGGGACCCUGCAGUCCCAGCCGAUGGACGAGCCUCCUGGGGCCGAUCAGCUUCAGCUGUUGGACAAAGCUUCUGCCCAGAGUCCGCAGCCACAGCCUGUGGAAAAGGCUCCCAGUUCUGUGGUGCCGCAGGUCCCAGCAUCAGAGAUGGCUCCCAGUCCUGGGGUGCUGUGGCCUCUGCCCAUUGAAAAAGUCCCUGGCUCCCCGGUCUCACGGAUCCUGCCCAUGGAGAAGGCUUCUGGAUUGGCUGUGCCACGGCCCCCGCCUACGGAGAAGGCUUCCUUCUCCGGGUCAGUGCGGGUCCCAGCCACAGAGAAGGCUCCCAGCUCUGGGACACCCCGUCCCCUGCCUCCAGAGAAGGCUCCUGCCUCAGUUAUGCCACGGAUCCUGCCCACAGAGAAGGCUCCCAGUUUAGGGACGCUGCGGCCCCUGCCUCUGGAGAAGGCCCCUGGCUCCCGGUCACCUCACAUCCUGCCCAUGGAGAAGGCUCUUGGCUCAGGGGCCCUGCGGAUCCCACUCACGCAGAAGGCACUCGCCCCCGGUGUGCUGCGGCCCCUGCCUCCGGAGAAGGCUGCCGACUCCGGGGCCUUGCGGGUCCUGCCUCCAGAGAAGGCUCUCAGCUCCGUGGUGGUUCGACCUCAGCUCUUGGAGAGGUCUCUCACUCUUACAGCCCCAUGGCCUCAGGCAUCGGACAAGCUGGCUACUGCCGUGGCUCCUCGGCCUCAAGCCUUGGACAAGCCUCCGGCUACGUCGGCUCCGAGGCUGUUGCUGUCGGAGAAGGCGCUGCGGCCCGUCGACCAGAACGCUCAGCCCAAGGAGAGAGGAGCCCCAGCCAUGGAGCUGAGUCCCCAGCAGAAGGAGAGGACCAUGUUAGCUGGCGAGCAAAUCUCUUGGUCUGCUGGGAAGGUGGUGACACAUGUCGGUCAGGUACCUUGGCCUACGGAGAAACUACAGACGCAUGAGCAAACCCACUGGCCCACCGCAAAAGCCCUGACGCCUGCAGAGCAGUCCCCCCGGACAGCAGAGAAACUACCGGAGCCGACCCUCCAGCCCGGCUGGGAAGUGGCCUCAGCCCCCGCAGAGCAAAACCCUUGGACAUCAGAGAGAUUGCGUGCGUUUGAGCAGACCCCUCGGCCAGCCAGGGAAGCGCCGGUGCCCCCGGAGCAGAUGCAGUGGCUUGUAACAAACAUUCAGACAAUUGACCAGAUUACUUGGCUGAGUGGAAAAGCACAGACUCCUCGGGGGCAGGACCCUUUGCCUGAACAAAACACAGCGCUAGCCCGUAACCAGGAUUCUGUCUGUCGUGAGUUGGCCGACUCAGAGCCAAAGUGAGGUUGGUGAAUAUGGGAGGCAGGUUUCAGUCUUUUAAUGUUUAGGGAGGGGGAAUCUUUGUUUUGGUUUUUUUUUUUUUUUAUUCACUUCCCUGAGCCCAGCCCCUAACCCAUGCACAUCCCAUCCAUAUUCUCUCGUGACAUGAGCAAGGACAUUCACUUAAGUCUGAGUGUGGCCCAGUCGAAGGGAGAGAGCAUCCGUGACCUUUUCCUCUUCCUUUUGCAAAUGGUAAAGCUGAAAUAAAGAGUCCACUCUGGGUAAAAAUCUCCAAUUCCAUUGAAAUGGUCACAUUACUGAUCCAGCGUGUUCGAGCUCCAGGUCUGAUUUGUAGGCGGGUUCCCAGGUACAGCUAGGGGCCUCGCUCUUGCUACCGUAUGUAGAGGAAGCAGCUCAGUCAGGCUGCCCGGGGACUGGAGAUGUUCCGGGGGUCAGGCGGUGAGCAGUCAGGUGUACGCCCUUGCUGGACCCUGUGGAAGCAGGGAAAGGGUUUGUCUGUCAUCUGCCCAGGUCUCUGUCCCUGCAGGGUGUUGCUUUGCGAGGUUUGUCCGUACGUUCGCUGGGACGUGCUGUGUGUGUGGUUCACUGACGGACAAGUAUCAUCUCCAGCUGAGCUGGGAGAGGAGCCUGCUGCACGCGCUCGGUGCAGUUUUCUCCAGCAAUAGGUAAUAUCCGUUCAGGCUCCUUUGUACAAAGCUGCGACUGGCCAGGCCCGAGAAACGGGGAAUCUGAAGGAGGUCAGGGAAAAGAGAGAUCUUGGAAGAAGCCAUCUGGCAGUUUUUUACAUUCUUGUGUCUUAAUCCUUUAGCACAGGACACGCGGGGUGUUUCCUGCACUUGAAAACGUGGUGACCUAUAAAGCAGCAAUAGCAGAGCAGGGCUGAGUGGAUUUCCCCAAGGUGCUGAGCACCGCCCUGGCAGGGUGGCGGUGCUCCCUUUCAAAUUUCCAUCCAGUCUCUUCUUGACUUCUGUCGUUACCGUGAGCCAGCAGACUGAGCAGUCUUUUCUCCCCCUGCCUCAGAUGUGUUCAGUACGUGUUCGCACCAUACCUGGUCUUCCCAGCAGCGGGACGCGCUGACGAGCUGCAAGCUGAAGCCUGUACCGCUCGCUGCGCAGCGCGGAGGCGAGGGUGCCGGAGCUGUAUCGGGACCCAUCUCAACACCUUCCCCUUGGGUAGCUUCUGGCUUAACUCUUCUACAACCAAAGGAGACUUGAAUUAACUGGACUGUGUUGGUGUGCGUGUGUGUGUGUGCGCGCGCGUGUGUGUCCUUCCAACUGAAUAGUAGUUCUCACACUGGAACACGGUGGGCUCCAGCAGCUGGCUGGCUUUCUCUUUUCCUCUCCUCCCUUUUCCAGUUAAGGAGACGUUUAGUACCCGGUGGUCGUCAGGCUGGCGUUCAGACUAAGCCUGCUGAAAGCCGUUUACUCAAGUGUUGAGGCAGAAGUUCACUUGGCCAUGGUACUUCUGGGGCAAGCGGUAGAUUCCCAGGGACCUGCAGGAGCGGCGUCUUGUGACCACCGUCACCCUCGCAGGCAGGAGGACGACGGGCGUCCCUGGGCGGCGCUGCCCGGGCUGGAUGGGGUCGGUAUCCUGCCAAGGAAGCGCUGCUGACCAGCACACUCUCCCACUCUCACAACACAUUACCUCUGUGGUUUGCCUGAGCUCCGUCGAUCCGGGUGCCACGGCCUCGGAUCUCCGUGCCCGCCAUCAGACCCUUGCGCAGCUCCAGCGUAUCCUCCUCCUUCCAGGUAGAUCCGCGGGUCCCUCCCCGCAAAGGGAGCAUUCAGCUCCAGGCGGACCCUCUCCCUCUGACGUGGGAGCAGGUCGUUGUUCUCACCUGGCUUGCAAGUGCCUGCUGCUCCCAGAGCAGACGGUCGUGAGCUUUGCAGUUUUUCUAUGAAGGGAGGCAGACACUUGUACUGAGACUAAUCCUGAUCCAUUCUCCUUUCCUCACGUACGCACCCCAAGACGACGUCCUGCUGUAAAGGCCAGGUGUGCUGGGCACGAGGGGACAUUAUCAGUGCUAUGGUGCAUCUCUUCUCUAGUCCGAAUCAUUUCAGAUCCUUUGUAGAAUAGCUAGCGACUUCAAAAAGCUUUAUGGCUUAUGGAAACUUACUGUUUAAUGUUGUUUUUUUCCGGGAAGACUGGCAGGUCAGUUCCUGCUUGCUGCUGAAACUGGGGGAAUGCAAGCAGCUUGUGUUUCUGCGCGACUCCUGCACAAAGGGAAUCAGGACAACUCCUCAGAACCAUUGAGACAGAAAAUAAUCUAAGGGCAUUCAUUAACUUUUUUUAAACAAAAUUUAAAAAAUGGUAAUGAGGUUCAGUAUAUUAAGUAUUUAUCAUGUGUGAGAAGGAAAAUAAAUCGUGAAUUUACAUUUAUAGGCCUUCCCAUGAGCUGGACUUAGUCAUGUAGAUUGUGUAAGUAGGGUUGCCUCCGUGCCAGCCGCCCGGCCAGCUACAGCUGUAACCAGAAAGGUGUCUGCGCUGCUCUGUCCACCUCCGCUUCGCAUUGUCACGUGUUAACUAGUUACUUGUUUCAUGAAAAAUAAACUGUGAAUAUUUUUGGUGCAGGCUUUUUUAAAUCUGUAAAAUGGAGAAGUUCUCAAUGAAUUCUCGUUAAGUGCAGGUUUGAAAAAAUCACUUCUAUAAAUCGUGUGCUCACGUAGUAAGGUGAGGUUCGCGGCAGCAAAAGCCUUUCACACAGCAGGCUUUCACCCAAAAGCUUGUUCUGAACAGUGAGCUUGGAUUGAACCGUUGCAUGGCAUUUUAAACUCACAGCCUUAUUCCUUGCAUCUGAGCGUACCCCACCUCUCUUCUUGUCUCCUUUCAUGCCUUUUCCACAAGGAUCCAGGUUUCUGGCUUGGUAUCUUCCAGCUACGUGCUAGAAAGUGGACUUCAGCAUAGCUGGGAGGCUGCUCAGUAAGGUUGGUGUUUGGAAAUGCCAUUGAAGGAGGAAGCCACCGAGCUGCUCUUCCCUCCUCGCCCUCAUGGGGCUCCUGGGCGAUGCUCUGUCAGAUCGGGAUGGCUUUUCAGACAUGUGUGGGGCUUGCAGAGGGAGUUGUGGGGCCAUUAGGAAUUGGUGGCUGUGCUGGAUCACUUCAAGAAGACAGCAAGGCCUGACCAGGUGUGGAGAUAGGUCCCGGCAGCCCUGCCCUGCCCAGCCUGCCCUCAUCGGCUGUGAGCGGUGGGAAACAGCUACGGACAACACAACCCUCACGAAGGAAAUAGGGGCCUUUUCAGCACUUGAGGAGACUCUGGCUGUUGGUGGCAGCUGGUAGCGCUGCUUUGGAGGAGGAGGAGGAGGAGAUGUCUGUACGGAAGUACUCUGGUUCAUUUUAUGUGAUUGCUGCCUUCAGAGUUCAGCCAGUUUGUAUCGCUUGGGUUUUGCUGUGGCUGAGGCCACAAGUGCUUUUUGACUGUGUUGGAGGGAUCCGAUCACCUGGCCACUAACAGUCUCGGGUCAGGCGUAAUUGCGUCCAAGGUGGGUGAGAGGCGACUCUUGAUGUUGAUCCACUGCUGUAGAGAGUUGUAGAAGCAGAAUCAAGGGUGUAAUUAUUUCUGCUUAGAGCUUUGUCCCUUUCCCUGCUGUCCCAGGGAGGCUCACGGGAACUUCCCAGCAUCAUGAGCCCGUUCCCACUUGUAGGAAUGGCUCCCCCUUCCGAGUUGCAAAGGUGAUGAAGGUUUUGCUCCCGUACAAAUGCUUUGCUGGUCGAGAUCCUUGCCGCCCGCCUGCCCCUGCUCAGCGCGGUGGGCUGGGGUCCCCAGCUGUGGCCUCCGUCCCGCGGCGGGACCUGCUUCAGCGGUGGGUUCCCAGGACGGGCAGGAGAGUCACAGCUGACCUUUGGCGGUGGAGGAGCUUUGGUGAGGGGUAACAGUGUGGUGAGGGUCUGCCUCGGUCAGCUGUACCUCGGCCUGCCUGGCCAGGAGGGGAGUGGGCACUGCCCACCGUCCUGCGUGGCUCAUCCCAUCCGCACCCGCUCGCUGGGCUGGUGCCCGCUGCCAGCCCGGGCUCUGGUGAAUCGAGCAGAAAAGCAACCACCGUAAGGGAUGCUCCCCCGCUGCGCAUCCGCAGAUCCUAACUAGCUCACGGUAGCUUGCUUUAUUGCUGUUCUCGAGUUAAAACUUUUCCUAUUUAACAAAAAAAACCCAACAAACCUGCAAGAACCAGGUUCACUUCCAUGCACAAAGUGUCCGGGUGGUACUGUGGGAGCAUGCGGCGUAAUUCAGGGUUAAACCCCCCACAGGCACAGGCUUCGCUUUGAAGGUGUGGUGGCUGUUGUUAAAAUCCAGGAGGUGAGAGAGGUGGUUGAUUCCGAAGGACAGCAAUGUGCUAAGGCGAGACGAUGCGGAUUGAGGGUGCUAGAAGAGCUUCAGCUCAGUUUCACAAUAAAAAAGGAAGCAAAAGAAAGAAAAAGCAGCAGCCCUAACCCUGAUGUGUCUCAGCAGCAGUUGAACCUGAGCAUGCCGUGGAUGUGUGCUGCUCCCGCCUGGGCGCCGCAGCGUUGCCACAGGGCAGGGGGAGCUUGUUUGAGAGACCUCAGACCUUCAGCACCUUCCGUUUACUUUUAAUUUCAGCCUUAACUUCUGAUUUCGCUUGAUGUUUGGAAUAACCGUAAUUGUAACCUGCUUGUAAUGUGCUUUGCCCUAAAUUACUGAUGAGGCUUUCAGACUUUGCCAGCCAGGGAGUGCUAAAGCAAAGUGGCAAACCUUGCAGCUACUCUGAAAGUACAGGGGAGGCCGGCGAGGGCUUGCGCAGUGUUUGAUCACCCAGGCUUUGUCCGCGCUAAUUACUCUACUCCCCUGUGAUAGUGAUAACGCCGUGGCAGGCUGCGCCUCUCGCAGUGGCACGGCCGGGCUGGUGGGUGCUCGGGGCUCCCAGGGCCUGGGAGACGGGAUGCUGGAGCUCGGGGACCGCUCCGCCGCUUGCCUGGCUUCAGCGGGAGUCUCGCCUGCGGGGUGGCGGUGCCCUCGCUUAGCAGGAGGUGGGAAAAGGUGAAAUUUCUGCUCCGGGUCCUCCAAAAGCGACCUAAGCCAAGUGCGUGAGCUUGGGCUAGGGAAGUGGCGGUGAUGGACAGUCCCUACAGCACUGAAUCUACCUCCUAGGGAAAUCUGAGAAAUGGGUGUUGCUAUGUCCUAUUUCAAGGUAAAAGUUUUAAUCAGUUUGCCCUUGGCAAAGCACUUGGGCUAUUGUGGUGCUAUUGUAAACCGUUUGGCAGCUUAGCACAGUAGGGCUGGACUCACGGCUCCUGGCCCAUGGGCUGGAGGUUUCUUCGCUGGCUGAAUCCCGUCCCCUGAUAGCUGGGGCUGGGCUUCGGCACGUGUGGCAGAAACAGGACGAGGCGUGACUCGGUUCCUUUGAUUUAUGAUGCUUUUGAGACUCAAACCAGUAUGCCAAUGGGCCCUGAGGGCGUAGGGAGCGAGUGGAGCCACGUGAAGCAAGGCAGGCGUCCGCUAACUGCAUGUUCUUUGUGUCCGUUUGGUACUGAGCUGGUUUCAGUUUUUGGGAUUUUUUUUCUCUGAUGUUUCCGCGUUGUUGACUUCAAGGAACUGGGUUUUGUGUAUUUUUUUAGACACUGGGAUCUCAUUAAAAGGAAAAGCAGCAGCACCGGGAGGCUCAAGGUGGAGUGUGGCUGGAGCUGAGGGGGGCCCCGGCCGAGGCGGGUGGGAGGUCAGAUGUGUCGGCAGCGGCAGGCAGGAGCAGGCAGGGAGCAGCUCUCCCUGCCACGGGCAGGAGAGGCCUUUCGGCAGCGGCGCUCCCGGCCCUGCUUAACCAUGGUGCCGAGUUCACCGCCCCGCCAGCCUGCUCGCCUCCCAGACACCCAACGUGUCAGAUACAUGCCUGGCUUCGAACAUUCUCUGCCACCCCCUGGUGCCACGUGCUCUCAGCUGGGGUCCUGGCUGCCGGCCAGGCUGGGGGUCCCGGGGAGCGUGGCCCCGGCUGCCCGCUCCCCCUUCCACACUGCCCGGGGGUGGGGAGGGACGCGCAGGGGACCACCCUGUGUUGUGCUGAAGCCCUCAGCGGGAGGUUUGCUCGGAGGGGAGGGGGGGAAGCCUUGGCAUGAGCAGCCCCAUGCUGCGUUCUGCCCCCCCCGAGGUCUGCUGCCUGUGGGGUGGUGGCGGAGGGGUGUCCCCGCAGGGUCCCCUCCCGCAGGCUCGGCGGGAGUCGGGGCGAGCGCUGUGUGGGGGACGCGUGGGUGCUCGGCCCUGGCCAGGACUCGUCUGUCAGUUCUAAGCAGGGAUGCCGGAACGGGUGAGAGAAACCUACAUAUUUCCAGCAUGUAUAUUAUUUUUAGAAGAGAGAGAGGGGAGAGUCUUGGACCAUUGAUGACUUUCAUUUUGCUCCCCUUAGACUGUUGGCUGUGUAUGUGAAACUUAUAAAGAAAAGAGGGUUGCCCUGCCCAGGUGCUCCCAGAACAUGUACUGUAAUUCUUUGUAUAUAGAAGAAAAAUUACUGUAAAGUAAAGUUUAACUUUACUCUCGA